Messenger RNA from Ostrinia nubilalis (European corn borer), 3280 nucleotides. RefSeq names its product protein C-mannosyl-transferase DPY19L1. The transcript is spliced from 16 exons. Bases 134 to 3280 code for a protein of 1048 amino acids. The record is from RefSeq and is a predicted model, not a curated record. Gene Ontology annotation, molecular function: mannosyltransferase activity. NCBI's taxonomy places the organism in Eukaryota, Metazoa, Arthropoda, Insecta, Lepidoptera, Crambidae. Gene Ontology annotation, cellular component: nuclear inner membrane.
GUCAAAAAUCUUGAUUUCGUUCGUUGCGAAACCGUGUUUUUCCGAAUUUCAGGAAAAUUUUACGGAAAAUUUCACUGUUUAAAAUGAAUUCAAGUGUGUUUAUUAGUUUAAUUUAACUCCUAAAUCCGACGAGAUGGAAAACCCCGUCGCCGAAGUGAAAGUCGACGCUGAAAGUACCGAAAUAAAAGUUGUUGAGAAGCCGAAGAAAAGUUGGCCAAGAAAUGCUCUGCUUUUCACUAUCGCCCUGAUCCUAGGCUACAUCCACUACAAAUAUGCAUCAACACUCUUCGACAACGAUCGCAACUUUGCGUACCUCUCAGAUCUCGAACGGGAGAUGUCUUUCCGGACCGAGAUGGGUUUCUACUACUCGUACUACAAAACCGUGGUGGAGGAGAAACCAUUCGUGGCAGGGAUCACUAAACUGAUGUACGAUAAGCUUGUGGAGUUCCCGAAGGAUGUGAAUGCGUUGAAUCGGUUUAAUAUACACCCUGAGGUACUCCUCGGAGCCAUAUACCGCUACUUCGAACCACGUCUCAACACGUCCUCCAACGUGGAGUGUCUGACAGUGGACCGGGGCGAAGGCCUGCCUCCAGUGGCUUCGUGCACCGGGCUCGGGGUGCCGGUCCUGUUCUACUUGGAGGCGAUAUGGUGGCUGGCCGGCGUCACUGUGGCCGCUGUGUUCCUGCACGCCACUCUCAUCAGCUCCUUCAACGCCAUUAAUCAGGAGCAGCAACACAGACAGAUCCUGCGUUUGACAGUUGAAAACCUGACAGAGGGUAAGAGACGUAACGAGCCGCGCCUCAACCCGUCCUCCAACGUGGAGUGUCUGACAGUGGCCCGGGGCGAAGGCCUGCCUCCAGUGGCUUCGUGCACCGGGCUCGGGGUGCCGGUCCUGUUCUACUUGGAGGCGAUAUGGUGGCUGGCCGGCGUCACUGUGGCCGCUGUGUUCCUGCACGCCACAUUAAUCAGACGUCACGAGCCGCGUCUCAACACGUCCUCCAACGUGGAGUGUCUGACAGUGGCCCGGGGCGAAGGCCUGCCUCCAGUGGCUUCGUGCACCGGGCUCGGGGUGCCGGUCCUGUUCUACUUGGAGGCGAUAUGGUGGCUGGCCGGCGUCACUGUGGCCGCUGUGUUCCUGCACGCCACACUCAUCGGUUCCCUAAAACACCCAACUGAGACGUCCUCCUUGUUGCGUCUCAACACGUCCUCCAACGUGGAGUGUCUGACAGUGGCCCGGGGCGAAGGCCUGCCUCCAGUGGCUUCGUGCACCGGGCUCGGGGUGCCGGUCCUGUUCUACUUGGAGGCGAUAUGGUGGCUGGCCGGCGUCACUGUGGCCGCUGUGUUCCUGCACGCCACACUCAUCAGCGAGAGCAUCCUAGGCGGUUUCCUGGCUGUCACUCAAUACUUCGCCAACCACUCAGAGCUGACCCGCGUUCACUGGGCCCCCAAUGAGAGGGAGAACUUCGCGUGGCCUCUACUACUGGUUCAAGCUUGGCUGGUCAGCUUCCAGAUCAGGGAUCAUGGGAAGAAGACCACUUUUCAGCUGCAAGUAGCAAUAUUCUUCUUAAACUGCACAGCGCUGUUAUUCUGGCAAUUCUCUCAAUUCGUGUUCCUCACACAGAUCGCCAUAUUUUUCAUCAUGGAACAACUUAGAAUAAUCAAUAUGAAAGCAUUUUGCAUCUUCCUACAUUCUCACUUCUGUGGCUUACACACAGCAGUGUUGCUACUACAAGGGAAUGACAUGCUAAAAUCGUCCUUAUACGUUUCUUUUUUCAUAUCAGUGUCCGCAUACUGCUUGUUCUUCAGUUCUUUGAGAAUUAAGGUCGAAAAUACACUGGACUUCUUCGUGGAAGCAUGGCUGGUUUUGUUAAGAAUUUUCAUUAUAGUAUGCUCAUCGAUUUACUUCAAAAAAUUAAUCAGUGAAUUCUUGGAUGUGCAAGAAGAUACGCAUAUAUGGGAGCUGUUGUAUUCGAAAUUUAGUAACUACAAAAGUUUUCAUACAUUAAUGUAUACUUGUAGCGACGUGUAUGACUUCCUACCGUGGUCUACUAUAGUUCGUUUGCUAAAAUCAUUUUUGAUUCCUUUCGUGAUUUACAAUAUUCUGUAUGUGGUCAAUUUCUGGUGCCAAAGAGCUUGUGAUACUCUAAUAGAGAAUGAGCAGAAAGAAAAAGAGCAAGACAGUGGGAAUGGACAAGAUGAUGAAGACAGUGGCAUAGAGAACUCGACCACAGACAAUAAAGUGAAGAAGCGAAAGCCCAAAGAGGAUGAAAAUCAAGACAAUUUUAUAGCGUUUGUGAAAAGUUUGGAAAUAGAACCGCAUGUGUUCUAUGGGAUAGCACAGAUGGUUGUCUAUGGUGUCAUGGCGGCUUUGAUAAUGCGGUUGAAGCUGCUCUUCGUGACGCAAAUGUGUAUUGUGUCUGGUCUGCUGAUGAACACUAAAUAUUGGAGAUUUGUGCUACCCAACAAGAAGUAUAUUCCGUUUUUAUGGGGAAUCCUUCUAGUGCCAGUCUGCAUUGCUCUAUUCGAGAAUGUGAACAAAGAGACCUCGUACGUUGGCCAGUUCAGCGACCCACCCCUAGAGGAACUCCUCCAGUGGAUCAGCAAGUACACUGAACCGUCGUCAGCGUUCGCUGGCAGCAUGCCUCUCAUGGCGGCCGUCAUGUUGUCCACGCGGCGACCCGUCGUGACGCACCCGCACUAUGAACACCAUGACGCCAGCCUCCUCCAGUGGGUCAGCAAGCACACUGAACCGUCGUCAGCGUUCGCCGGCAGCAUGCCUCUCAUGGCCGCCGUCAUGUUGUCCACGCGGCGACCCAUAGUGACGCACCCGCACUAUGAACACCAUGACGCCAGCCUCCUCCAGUGGGUCAGCGAGCACACUGAACCGUCGUCAGCGUUCGCCGGCAGCAUGCCUCUCAUGGCGGCCGUCGUGCUGUCCACGCGGCGACCCGUCGUGACGCACCCGAACUAUGAACACCAUGACGCCAGGCAGCGCACAUACGCCGUAUACAAAAUGUACGGCAGGUUCACAGCUGAAGAACUGUAUGAAGAGCUCACUAAACUGAAGACCACGUAUCUGGUGGUGGAGUGGCAGUAUUGCUAUGGGAAGAGCAACAAAAACUGCACGUUCGAAGACAUAUGGGACAGUGUGACUCAAACGUCCCGCGCUGUCCCGCCGCUGUGUCGUGCGUUGCUCACGCGCGCGCCUGAUCACUUCUACCCGGUGUUCCGGAACAGGAGGUACACUGUGCAUCGGCUGCAUGACGUCAGCCUGAGGUGA